AUUCUAAUUUAAAUCGUCUAAACUUAGAUCGGUGAUUGCUAUUUUUAUAGCAGAUGGUAGCCACAAGAUGAUUUUCGACCAACAAUAUUUGCAAUUGUGCAGCGAAAAAACUCUGCAGUCGAACAAAGAUGGUUUUUUCUUGCAGUUUGCGGAAGCAGUGGCCGAGAAUGUGGGCGAACAAUGGGUUAAGAAGUUCGGGAAGCUGAAGACGGAUAAGGAGAGGAUUAGGCGGAUAUAUGAGGAUGAUACGAUUAAACACUACGUUACUGAAUUUUUAACAAACGUGCAAGAGUUCUAUCGAAAGAAAUGCCCGCAAACGUCGAAAAAAAGGUUCCUGGAAGGUGAAGCGGCGGUCAGAAAUGGGGACAAAAAGAAAGGUUUGAGUCUCUACAGUCAAGGUAUCUUAAAAGCUCCACACACAGAUCCCACCUUAAGCUUAAUUUUUUUAUCUCGCGCUAAACUCCUCAUCACCCUCGACGACUACGCAAUCGCUCUGUCGGACCUCCAGCUCUCCCUCAACCACAAACCCCCUUCCAACGUCAAAUUCGAAAUCUUCUGGAUGAUGGCAAUCUGCUACAAAGCCCUCAACGACGAAACCAAAGCCCGAAUCUCGCUGAACGUAGCCGAAAAGUUAACCAGCGACCCCAAACUCCUAUCCCAAUUGAGUGACAGCAUGCAAGGCAAGUACGAGCCAAUCAAACCACCCGAAUUAGUACUUCCACCAAUCAGUGGAGAGCGCCACCCUCAUUUACCCCACGCAUCAAAAAAACUAACCGUGAAAAACACCCAAGAACUGGGACGGUACGUCAUCACCAACGAAAAAAUCAAUUGUGGAGAAACCCUGGUUGUGGAAGAGCCACUAGUGGCUUGUCUUUUUCCGGAAAAGUUCGGGACGCAUUGCCACCACUGCUUUGACAGGUUUUUGGCGCCCGUAGGUUGCCCGGAUUGCGCCAGCGUGGCUUUUUGUGGCCCAAAAUGUCGGAACGAAGCAAUUUCGACGUACCAUAAGUACGAGUGUAAGUUUUUGGAUUUGUUGAUUGGGUCCGGGAUGAGCGUGUUGUCACUCGCCGCCUUGAGAACUAUGACACAAAAAAGUGUAGAUGACGUUCAUAGAAACAAGGAAGGGUGGUAUGCGCUUUGUACCAAUGGGAGUAAACGAAGUGGUGCUGAUUUUCUCCAGAGGACUUUAAUGGCAGCUUUUUUGUUACGAUGUCUCCAGAAAGCGGGUUUUUUUAAGACAAGUGGUGACGCAGUGGUGCCAACUGAGCAGGAGUACCAAGUUGGAGAGCUAUUGUUGCACCAUUUGCAAGUACUACAGUUUAAUGCACACGAGAUUUAUGAAACUUUGUACACUGAAGAGCAUAGAUUGAGGGGUGGUAGGCCUGCGUAUAUCGGGGUUGGGGUUUACCCCACUGUGUCUUUGUUCAACCAUGAGUGCUACCCAGCGGUCACCAGAUAUUUCGUUGGCAAACAUGUAGUCGUUAAAUCUAUUCGACCUCUGGCAGUGGGUGCCACCGUUGCAGAAAAUUACGGCCCUGUUUUCACCCACCACAAACUACUAGAUCGACAACGAUCACUAUCAUCACGUUACUGGUUUAACUGCCAAUGUACAGCGUGCGUCGAGGAUUGGUCCACUAAUGGAUCUUUAGUUAAACGCGUCAGGUGUCCCACGACCAACUGUCAAUGCUUGUUCUCACUCCCUGUCACCGAAAAACAACUGAAGUGCCCGAAAUGUCAAAAAAACGUCUCUCUUGAUGAAAAUAUAAAAAAACUGAGGUGGUGUGAAGAAGAAUAUGAAAAAGGAGCUAAACUCGUUGACUCUAACGAAAAAGACCAAGCUAUUGACGUUUUAUUGGCAGCCAUUGACGUUUUUCACAGGGUGUCGGCGCCCCCUCACAAAGAAACACAUUUGGCUGAAGAAGGUUUACGAGCUUGUCUGGGGGAUUUUGGUAACACGUGUAACUGUUUGGUGAAAUUGUCAUAACUGAUUGACACCGACGUGUUGAUUAAAGUUGUUGACACAAAGUUUGAUUUUUUUUGUUACAUAGGAACAAGUGUUGCCAAUUAUAGCGAUUGGUAAACACUAAGUAUUUACACCGAGUGUUUAUCUUAUCAGGAUCAAGGUUUUCAUUCUUGCUAUAAUUUAGCGUAUGAAUACUUUAAUUAGCGUCAGUGACAUGCUAAUAAUCAUAAUAAUCUCCGUAAAUAAACCCGAGUGCUUUAAUGUUCGUCAUAUUUCAUGAUUAGAGUCAUUACGGGCCAUUACGUCUCAUCUACCAUACGGUAAAAAGCGCACAAGGUAACGAAGCCCUAUUUUACCUUUUAAGGCAACGCGAUUUCCAUAAUAAUGUACAUUCUGACUUGGUCAUGUAUGAAAUGGAAUCUAGAUAAAGGUUUAUUAUGUAAAUUGCUUUAUCCCGUACUCAGAGAUGAAUCGCAAAUAUAAACAGAAAUGGGGAUAGGGCUAUUUAAAUAUUUAUAGGUUUAAUACACCAAAAUGUCAACGUGAAUCAUGGCAACAAGUGAGGCCUUGAUGGAAAGUGUGACGGAAGAAGAGUGAUGCAGUUCAAGUAAAUUUGUACUUGGCCUUGUCACUGAAAGUAAAUUUAGACUUGGGUAAAAAUAUGUCAUGAAAAAUUGGUGGUGGAUGUGGAGUCGUAAACAAAUCUGCUGCCACUUGGAUUAAAAAAAAAUAUAAUCAAGUAACCCCGUUUAAUUAAACUAUACAUAACCUCAAAUUGUGAAAGUUGUUGACGCAGAUGGCGCUGCAAAUUUAAUUUGUCAGGUAUUUUCGCCAAAGUUUGGGAUGCUUGGAAUUCCUCAGUCUGAAAUUAACGCGAAUGUCAAUAAUACAUUUUUAAUGUUCAGUUAUUAAGAAUCUCUUGGCAACUUUGUUGUAAACAGAAAUAAAAGAUUAUGAAUA
Molecule: messenger RNA, 2923 nt
Organism: Zophobas morio
Lineage: Eukaryota; Metazoa; Arthropoda; Insecta; Coleoptera; Tenebrionidae
Gene: Smyd4-2
Product: SET and MYND domain-containing protein 4
Exons: 7
Coding region: 68-1984 (638 amino acids)
Biological process (GO): compound eye photoreceptor development
Cellular component (GO): cytoplasm; nucleus
Molecular function (GO): histone deacetylase binding
Source: RefSeq, a predicted model, not a curated record